Bursaphelenchus xylophilus (pine wood nematode) is the source of this 3194-nucleotide messenger RNA. The record is from the annotation of a GenBank genome assembly. Lineage: Eukaryota; Metazoa; Nematoda; Chromadorea; Rhabditida; Aphelenchoididae.
AUGAUGGAAAGGUAAAAAGCAUUCAUUUAGCAUCAACCAUAAUCAGUGCAGAUGCCAAAGUUUUAAUAAUUCACAUUGUUUUUACAUUAGGACGGUUGUUUGCGACUGCAAUCACAAUUGACGCGUACAGAUGGCUACGUAUGUCUUAUAUUCGAAAAUUUACUUUCACAAAACAUUACGGAACCCGAAAUGCAUCUUUUACGUUGAUUCGACAGGACCUCUGCAUUAUUUUUUGGUUUUUACUGAUAUUACACAUUAGCACCUAGUGUAAUGCGUAAAACCAAUUCCUUUUACAUUUAUUAUGCCUUGUAAUCUCCGUUGCAUGUUACAUCUUCCUACACGUUUCAUAAGCAGGAUAAUUUUCGCGGGCAGCCGGCGUUUUUAGAAUUUUUUCGUUUUGGCCUUCGAUAAACUUCGCGAAUGUUCGAAUUCCUCUCGGAAAAAGGGCCGCUAGAAACGCGAAGCAGGCGAGGAUUUCGCCGUUUGAGCGUGAAAUGGACUUCUUGACCGGUCGAUAUGCUCUUUCGCCUUGGAUUCUCUCUGCACCUGUGCUAUUUUGCACAAAUCUUGCCCGGCGGCGACGAAUUUGAAAAUCGAGAGUUUUCGUUAGGCCCCGCCCAUUUUGUUCGCGAAUUUUCCCCACUUUUCCAUGGACAUUUAUAUUGGAGGCGAAACUAGGGAGAAAUCACCAUUUUUCGUGCUGAGUGCUGCGGUGUGACGUUGUUUCAGAGAGGUUGGUACGUGAUGUUACACUUGAGUGAUUCGCCUUGAUCUACCCCAAUAUUUUGCAUGUGUUCGCGUUGUUUAUCGCGUUUUUGUUACCUUUUUAUAGCCUAAAUUUGUUCGUAAUAGUAAGUUUUGCUGCUUUCAGAGUAUAACACGAUGUCUGAACAAAAAGAAGAAACCUUCGCCUUCCAAGCCGAGAUCGCUCAGUUGAUGAGCUUGAUCAUCAACACUUUCUACAGUAACAAGGAAAUUUUCCUUCGUGAAUUGAUCUCCAACUCUUCCGAUGCCUUGGACAAGAUCAGGUACCAGGCCCUCACCGAGCCCCAGGAGUUGGAGACCGGCAAGGAGCUGUACAUCAAGAUCACGCCCAACAAGGCCGAGAAGACCUUGACCAUCAUGGACACCGGUAUUGGAAUGACCAAGGCCGAUUUGGUCAACAACUUGGGAACCAUUGCCAAGUCCGGAACCAAGGCUUUCAUGGAGGCUCUUCAGGUGAGUAUUUUGAUUUAUUUUUGGCUUUAGGUUUAGACUCUUCAACUUCCUAGUGCAACGGAAUGAUGUUUCCUUUUUCAGGCUGGUGCCGACAUCUCCAUGAUUGGUCAAUUCGGUGUUGGAUUCUACUCUGCCUUCUUGGUCGCCGACCGCGUUGUUGUCACCUCCAAGCACAACGAUGACGAGACCUACGAGUGGGAAUCUUCUGCUGGUGGAUCGUUCAUCAUCCGUCAAGUCCAAGAUCCAGAGUUGACCCGUGGUACCAAGAUUGUGCUUCACAUCAAGGAAGACCAGACGGAGUACCUCGAGGAGCGCAGAAUCAAGGAGAUCGUCAAGAAACACUCCCAAUUCAUCGGCUACCCCAUCAAACUUGUUGUUGAGAAGGAAAGAGAGAAAGAAGUUGAAGACGAUGAAGCCGAAGAGAAGGAGGAGAAGAAAGACGAAGAGAAGAAGGAAGGAGAGAUCGAGGAGGACAAGGAUGAGGAAAAGAAGGACGAGAAGAAGACCAAGAAGAUCAAGGAGAAGUACCUCGAAGAUGAGGAGCUCAACAAGACCAAGCCCAUCUGGACUCGCAACCCCGACGACAUCUCCAACGAGGAAUACGCCGAGUUCUACAAGUCCUUGUCCAACGACUGGGAAGACCAUUUGGCUGUCAAGCACUUCUCCGUCGAAGGUCAGCUUGAGUUCCGCGCUCUUCUCUUCGUUCCCCAACGUGCUCCAUUCGAUCUGUUUGAGAACAAGAAGGCCAAGAACUCCAUUAAGCUGUAUGUCCGCAGAGUCUUCAUCAUGGAGAACUGCGAUGAACUGAUGCCCGACUACCUGAACUUCAUCAAGGGAGUCGUCGACUCCGAGGAUCUUCCUUUGAACAUCUCUCGUGAAACCCUCCAACAAUCCAAGAUCUUGAAGGUCAUCAGGAAGAACUUGAUCAAGAAGUGCAUGGAGCUCUUCAGCGAGAUCGCCGAGGACAAGGACAACUUCAAGAAGUUCUACGAGCAAUUCGGAAAGAACAUCAAGGUAGGGUUUUCUUACAAUCAAACGUCAAAUUCGAGAAUUCUUGGUUUCUAAUAUAAUAUUUUUAGCUCGGAAUCCACGAAGAUUCGACCAACCGCAAGAAGCUCGCCGAGUUCCUCCGUUACCACACUUCCACCUCCGGAGACGAGACCUCUUCCCUUCAGGAUUACGUCUCCCGCAUGAAGGAGAACCAGACCGCCAUCUACUACAUCACUGGUGAAUCCCGCGAAGCCGUCGCCAACUCUGCCUUCGUUGAGCGCGUCAAGAAGCGCGGAUUCGAGGUUGUCUACAUGGUCGACCCCAUUGAUGAAUACUGUGUCCAGCAAUUGAAGGAAUUCGAUGGAAAGAAAUUGGUCUCCGUCACCCGGGAAGGACUCGAACUCCCAGAGUCCGAGGAGGAAAAGAAGAAGUUCGAAGAAGACAAGGUCAAGUUCGAGAAGCUCUGCAAGGUCAUGAAGGACAUCCUCGACAAGAAGGUCCAGAAAGUCUCGGUCUCCAACCGACUUGUGUCCUCUCCAUGCUGUAUUGUCACCUCUGAAUAUGGGUGGUCUGCCAACAUGGAGAGAAUCAUGAAGGCUCAGGCUCUCCGUGACUCCUCCACCAUGGGAUACAUGGCUUCCAAGAAGAACUUGGAGAUCAACCCUGACCACUCGAUCAUGAAGUAAGUUAUACAUUUCUUGUUGUUGAUUACUGAUUUUAGGGCCCUCCGUGAACGUGUCGAGAAUGACCAAGAUGACAAGACCGCUCGCGAUCUGGUUGUCCUACUCUUCGAGACCGCCCUCUUGACUUCUGGAUUUUCUCUUGAAGAGCCCGGAUCCCACGCCAACAGGAUCUACCGCAUGAUCAAGCUUGGUUUGGACAUUGAUGAGGCUGACGCGGUCGAAGAAUCCACCUCUGAACCUGUAGCGGUCCCUAAAGUCGAGGGAGCCGAGGAAGAUGCCUCCAGAAUGGAAGAAGUUGACUAA